GUUAACAAGUAAGGAGCAGGCUCUGGUCCUAUUCUGUUCAGUUACCUGCAGUGUGUGGGGAACGAAACCAGCCUGGCGCAGUGUCAACACUGGGGGCUCUACAGAGACUACUGUGAACACUGGCAGGAUGUCGGCGUCAUGUGCAACAUCAUUUCAGCUCAGCAGAUGUCAGCUCGUGUAGUUGGUGGCACAGCAGACGCAGGACGUCUAGAGAUAUUGUACGAUGGAACUUGGGGCACAGUGUGUGGCGAGCGAUUUGGACAGAGAGAGGCCUUGGUAGCCUGCAGGAUGCUGGGAUUUAACAGCACAACAGCAGUAGCCAUGGGUAGAGCCAAGUACGGAGCAGGCUCUGGUCCUAUUCUGUUCGGUGACCUGCAGUGUGUGGGGAACGAAACCAGCCUGGCGCUGUGUAAACACUCGGGGCUCUACAGACGCUUGUGUGACCACUGGCUGGAUGUCGGCGUCGCGUGCAACUUUAUUUCAGCUCAGCAGAUGUCAGCUCGUGUAGUUGGUGGCACAGCAGACGCAGGACGUCUAGAGAUAUUGUACGAUGGAACUUGGAACACAGUGUGUGACGUUGGAUUUGAACAGACAGAGGCCUUGGUAGCCUGCAGGAUGCUGGGAUUUAACAGCACAACAGCAGCAGCCGUGGGGUCAACCAAGUACGGAGCAGGCUCUGGUCCUAUUCUGUUCGAUAACCUGCGGUGUGUGGGGAACGAAACCAGCCUGGCGCAGUGUGAACACCCACGGCUCUACAGACACAACUGUGGACACUCGCAGGUUGUCGGCGUCAUGUGCAACAUCGCUCAGCACAUGUCAGCUCGUGUAGUUGGUGGCACAGCAGACACAGGACGUCUAGAGAUAUUGUACGAUGGAACUUGGAGCACAGUGUGUGGCAAUGGAUUUGGACAGGAAGAGGCCUUGGUAGCCUGCAGGAUGCUAGGAUUUAACAGUACAACAGCAGUAGCCGUUGGGUCAGACAAGUACGGAGCAGGCUCUGGUCCUAUUCUGUUCAGUGACCUGCGGUGUGUGGGGAACGAAACCAGCCUGGCGCAGUGUCAACACUGGGGGUUCUACACACACUACUGUGGACACUGGGAGGAUGUCGGCGUCAUGUGCAACAUCACUCAGCAGAUGUCAGCUCGUGUAGUUGGUGGCACAGCAGACGCAGGACGUCUAGAGAUAUUGUACGAUGGAACUUGGAGCACAGUGUGUGGCAUUGGAUUUGGACAGGAAGAGGCCUUGGUAGCCUGCAGGAUGUUAGGAUUUAACAGUACAACAGCAGUACCCAUGGGGUCAAACAAGUACGGAGCAGGCUCUGGUCCUAUUCUGUUCUAUGAACUGCGGUGUGUGGGGAACGAAACCAGCCUGGCGCAGUGUGAACACUGGGAGCCCUACAUAGACAACUGUGGACACACGAAGGAUAUCGGCGUCAUGUGCAACUUUACUCAGCAGAUGUCAGCUCGUGUAGUUGGUGGCACAGCAGACGCAGGACGUCUAGAGAUAUUGUACGAUGGAACUUGGGGCACAGUGUGUGACAUUUUAUUUGGACAGGAAGAGGCCUUGGUAGCCUGCAGGAUGCUAGGAUUUAACAGCACAACAGCAGUAGCCGUGGGGUCAGGCAAGUACGGAGCAGGCUCUGGUCCUAUUCUGUUCAGUUACGUGCAGUGUGUGGGGAACGAAACCAGCCUGGCGCAGUGUCAACACUUGGGGCUCUACAAACACGACUGUGAACACUGGUGGGAUGUCGGUGUCAUGUGCAACAUCACCACACCUAUGACAGCCCGGUUAUCUGGCGGGACGUCUACGGCAGGACGUCUAGAAAUAUCGGUCAAAGGAGAAUGGACUACAGUGUGUCAGGAUAGAUUUGAACAGAGCGAAGUAGAGGUGGCCUGCAGGAUGCUGGGAUUUAACAGCACUGGGCAAGCAACUGUGAAGUAUCUUCUAGAAAACGAUGGCUCACGAUUUCAAUUUGAUUAUAUGUGGUGUCAAGGAAUGGAAACAGAUCUUCAGCAAUGCAAGAUUGGACAACUUAACAAAAGCAGCUGCCUGGAUGUCGGUAUUAUUUAUGAGUUCAACAGCUUUAGUCUGCGACUGACAGGACCUCGCCGUACAGACAGUAACAUGGGGCGUGUAGAAGUGAAGAUUGGAAGUAAACAAUUUAGCACAGUGUGUGUAAACAACGAGAAAACUGCCGCAGUCAUCUGCAGACAACUCAAUUUAACCUCAAAUUUCGCUGAACUGAUAGACGGCUGGGUGUUUGAACAAGACAGUCGCCCUUUACUUCAAGCCACAUUUGUUUGUGAGGGAAGUGAGAGCAGCCUGGAUGAAUGUGGGCGGAGUAACACUGCGGAGGACUGUUAUUCCGAUGAUGUUGGUGUCUAUUGCAACACAGACAAACGUCUUUUAAUAGUUUCUCGGGACGAAAGGUACCCGUUUAUAGAAGGAGCAAACAAAGCUCUGAAGUGCGUGACACCACGAAAGUAUCAACGACUCACUGAGUACACAUGGGAAGACACAGCUGGUGGUCGUCCUAAUCGCGAGUUUCUAGUGUUUGACAAUCUGACUAAAGAGUACAAUGGACUGCAAGUGCGCUGCUACACCAACUAUCGUGAGAGGAAAUCUGAUUCUACUUAUUCCACGUUCAGUGACGUUCAUGUGCUAAAGGUUUACUAUAAGCCGUUGAUUACAAUAACAUGGACUAACAACACCGGGGAACAACAGCCCUUGUCAAGUCUUUCUGAGUUAAACCCUGGACACAACGUGACCCUGUGGUGUAAAGCUGACAGCAACCCUCCCCCCGCGUCCAUCACGUGGUCAGGAAGAGGGAACAGCACGACUGGGGAGUUAAGGAUCCUAGCUGCAGACCACGUGACACACAGCGGUGUGUACACCUGUACUGUCGUCACUGAAACCGUUGAUGAUGACGACAGACUUCCGCUGACCUCAUCUUACCGGCUGACUCUUAGUGUUCAAGGUUUACAUUUACUCUCAUUGUUUUGUUUUGUUUUGUUUUGUUCAAUAUUUAAUGCAAACAUUAAGUUCUAUUAUUCUUAGUUUACAAUAACUUUACAAACAAUCUUUAUAAACAAAAUCGACAUACAUUGCAAUGUUAGAAGGCACGAGGAUGUAACACGAACCAUGACACAUUGACACAACACGUGUUACAUGAUUUGCGUGCUACUACCAGCAGUACGAGUUGCUGAGUUUAUUAUUUCUCGAGUCAU
Messenger RNA from Pomacea canaliculata, 3227 nucleotides. RefSeq names its product deleted in malignant brain tumors 1 protein-like. The coding region runs from base 139 to 3057 and encodes 972 amino acids. The record is from RefSeq and is a predicted model, not a curated record. Lineage: Eukaryota; Metazoa; Mollusca; Gastropoda; Architaenioglossa; Ampullariidae. Gene Ontology annotation, cellular component: membrane. The transcript has 17 exons.